Molecule: messenger RNA, 1490 nt
Organism: Nerophis ophidion (straightnose pipefish)
Lineage: Eukaryota; Metazoa; Chordata; Actinopteri; Syngnathiformes; Syngnathidae
Gene: slc2a9l1
Product: solute carrier family 2 member 9, like 1
Exons: 12
Coding region: 18-1490 (490 amino acids)
Biological process (GO): monosaccharide transmembrane transport
Cellular component (GO): membrane
Molecular function (GO): hexose transmembrane transporter activity
Source: RefSeq, a predicted model, not a curated record
CGCCACAGAGGAAGCACAUGGAAUCCUGGCAGCAGCUGACGCGUGGAAACGCUCUUUUGCUCAUCUUCAUUUUGGGGAUUGGAGGAAGCUUCCAGUCUGGAUACCACAUCACUGGACUGAGUUCUCCUUCACCGUUCAUACAGAGCUUCAUCAACAGUACCUGGUAUGAGAGAUACGCGGCGCCCCCACCUGGACACACCCUCACCACCAUCUGGUCCCUCAUUGUGUCCAUGUACGCCGUGGGGGGGCUCUUUGGUGCCUUCAGUGUCAAGUGCUUCUCGGGCCUGCUGGGAAGGAAAAAAGCGGUCAUCUGCAACAGCGUCAUUGCCAUCGCUGCUUCUUUCGUCAUGUUGACCAGUAAAUGGGCCAAGUCGUAUGAAAUGAUCAUCGUGGCAAGAAUGCUGGCUGGCUACUCAGCAGGUUUGGGAGUAAGCAUCCAUCUCAUUUACCUCGGUGAGAUUUCACCCAGAAAGUUAAGAGGCGUCGUCACCAUGACCUCGGCCACCUUUGGGUCUCUUGGGAAAUUGUCUGCACAGCUUCUUGGACUAAGCGAGAUUCUCGGGCGUGAAGAGCUGUGGAACGUCGUCCUCUGUGUCCCUGCGUGUCUUUCCGUGGUCCAGGUGGUGGUCUUGCCUUUUCUUCCAGAAGCUCCCAGAUAUCUGUUCAUCGAGAAGGGAGAGGACAAGGCCUGCAAAAAAGCUCUCCAGAGUCUGUGGGGCCAAGGUGAUUUCAAGCAGGAGAUGGAGGAGAUGUUGGCUGAGCAGGCGGCCAUCGAGUCGGCCGCUCCAAAAAGUCCUCUGCUGCUCCUGCGGGACCAAAGCGCCCGCUGGCAGCUCAUCACCAUGUCCAUUAUCUACAUCUGCAACCAGCUGUCAGGCAUGUCCAUGAUCAGCACUUUCGCUUUUGACAUCUUUUGGAAGGCAGGAAUCCCGAAAGAUCAGAUCCGCUACAUCACUCUCGGACUUGGAGUAACGGAAAUCAUCACCUCCAUCUCCUGUGGGUUGCUGAUAGAGAACGCGGGAAGGAGGCCGUUGUUCUGGGGCGGGUAUGGCGUCAUGUCUGCCUGCUGGGUGUUAGUGACCGUCAUGCUCAACCUGAAGGAUUGUAGCAGCUGGUGUCCGUACGUCAUCGCCGGGUUGAUCGUCCUCUUCAUUGUCUUCUUCUGCGGAGGACCUGGCGGAGCGUCGGGAACCCUGAACAGCGAGAUAUUCAUCCAGUCCAAUCGGGUGGCUGCGUUUGUCCUGGUGGGGAUCCAGCGCUGGUCCGUCUUAGCCGUGCUGGGUCUGGUCUUCCCUUUUCUUAUCGACGGCCUACACUCGUACUGCUUCGUCCUCUUCGCCUGCAUGUGCCUGCUGGGUUGUCUCUACGUCUUCUUCUUCCUGCCCGAGACAAAAGGGAAGACGCUGCUGGAGAUCGAGGACGACUUCAAGGCCAUCACCCUCUGCGGGAAAUCCUUCCUAGGCCCGAGCAGACUGGAGACCAGGUUUUAG